UCAUUAUUUCCUCACUGAUCAAUCUCACGGCCUGUAUCGAUCAUCUGCGCCACUGGCCUAUAGAUAAUGAUUCAUUUUUCAUCAUUCUGAUUGGCAAUGCAAAUCCAAAUUCUCAACGGCGGCGCUGGCCGGAGCUGAGAGGGCGAGAGAGAGAGAGAGAGAGAUAGAGGGGGGAGAGAUGAGAGGACGCGCAUCAUCAGAUGUUUAGCAGAUUCCCUUUCGAGCUUCGCCAUCAUUUCUGCGGUGCGGUUUUUGGUCUUCCCUCCCCUCCGUCGGCCGGGUUCGUCACAUUUUGCGCCUCUCGAUGCUGUAAUCCGGGGGAAUAUGUGAAGAUCAUGCUGGCGGUGUGGUGCUUCACGGUCUUUGCUGCAGUGGGCGAGAGGCUUGCAGUCUCAGGUGCGGACAGGAGCCCGGUGCAGGAUGGAGGCAUGUGGGACUGGUUUACCCCGGCAGGGCAGCCGGACAGCGGGGACGCUGCCACUAAGGUCACCUAUCCGAAGCGGCUGGUGCAGCAGAUCAAGUCGGAGGAGGAAAUGGCUCAUGACCACCUGGAUACCAGGGUGAAGAACAGCACCGGGGACACCUCGCCCGUCCACUUGGCCCAGAGCUGUUUUCAAGUGGAAGCCUUUGGACAGACCUUCACUCUGGACCUGGAGCUAAACCAUCACCUCCUAUCUUCAGAGUAUGUGGAACGGCACUUUAACCAGGAUGGCAGACCCUCACAGUCUGUGGGAGGGGAGCACUGCUACUACCAGGGAAGGUUAAGAGGUAUACCAGAGUCCUGGGCAGCUCUCUCCACCUGCCGCGGCCUGUGCGGCAUGUUCUCCGACGGCUUCUUCUCUUACGGGAUUGAGCCCGUUCACAACGCGAGCAAUCAGGAUGGUGGUGCUCACUUGAUCCGCAGGAUGCCUGACAUCAGACUGUCCCCUGAAUGUCCAGACUGUACAGAGGACAGCAGGUGGGAAAGCAGAGGAGGUGAAGGUGAUGACGACAGACCGGACCAAAUGCGGGAGCAGCAGGCGUCUGCGGGGCUGAGGAGAUCCAAGAGGUUCGUUCGCAAGCCCUCUGUCCAGACUGAGACCAAAUAUAUUGAGUUGAUGGUGGUCAACGACAACGAAAUGUUUGUACAGCUGCGUCGCUCUAGCAGCCAAACCAAGAACUUUGCCAAAGCAGUGGUCAACAUGGCAGAUGCGAUCUACAAAGAACAGCUGAACACGAGGAUCGUGCUGGUUGCCAUGGAGACCUGGACCUCUAAAAAUAUGAUGCCAGUCAUGGAAGAUCCAUUGAUAACGCUGCAGAACUUCAUGAAAUACAGGAAGGACAACAUCAAAGAGCAGAGCGACGUCGUCCAUCUUUUCUCAGGGCGAACAUUUCACAGUAGCCGCAGUGGGACGGCCUACACAGGAGGAGUGUGCUCUCUAACGAGGGGAGGAGGGAUCAACGAGUAUGGGAACGUCGGUGCGAUGGCCAUCACGUUGUGCCAGAGUCUCGGCCAGAACAUCGGCAUGAGGUGGAACAACGCACGCAACUCUGCAGGAGACUGCAGGUGCCCAGAUGCCUGGCUGGGCUGCAUCAUGGAAGAUACGGGAUACUAUCUGCCCAGAAAGUUUUCUCGCUGCAGUGUCGAUGAGUACAUCCAGUUCUUGCUCCAGGGUGGCGGGAGCUGCCUCUUCAACAAGCCCAACAAGCUGUUGGACCCUCCAGAGUGUGGGAAUGGCUUUGUGGAGCCGGGGGAAGAGUGUGAUUGUGGAUCCCAGGUGGAGUGUGCUCGUAGUGGAGGAGCCUGCUGCAAAAAAUGCACCCUUACCCAUGAUGCCAUGUGCAGUAAUGGACUGUGCUGCAGUAGCUGCAAGUACGAGCGGAGGGGCGUGGUAUGUCGAGACGCUGUGAACGACUGCGAUAUCCCAGAGACCUGCACCGGAGACUCCAGCCAGUGCCCUCAUAACGUCCACAAGCUGGAUGGCUACAUGUGUGACAACAGUCAGGGCCGCUGUUAUGGUGGACGAUGCAGGACUCGUGAUGGACAGUGCAGGGGACUCUGGGGUUAUAAUUCAGCGGACAGGUUUUGUUAUGAGAAGCUGAAUGCUGAGGGGACAGAGAAAGGCAACUGUGGUCCAGGUCCUGAAGGCCAGGGCUGGCUGCAGUGCAACAAGCCGGAUGUUUUAUGCGGCUUCCUCUUCUGUGCCAACGUGACGAUGAAGCCAAAGUUCGGAGACCUGCAGGGCGAGGUGACCAGCUUCACCCUCUACCACCAGAACAAGUACCUGGACUGCAGAGGCGGCCAUGCUCUGCUGGAGGACGGCUCAGACCUGGGCUACGUGGAGGACGGCACUCCCUGUGGUCCCAACAUGAUGUGUUUGGAGCGACGCUGCCUCCCAGUGGCCGCGUUCAACCUCAGCUCCUGUUCCGGAUCCAACUUUGGACGAAUCUGUUCCGACCACGGGACCUGCAGUAAUGAGGUGAAGUGUAUCUGUGACAGGGACUACACAGGGAAGGACUGCAGUGUCUUUGAUCCCAUCCCCGAGCCGACGGUCCCGACGGGCCCGGAGAAGAAAGGUCCCAGUGGCACCAAUAUCAUAAUAGGGUCCAUCGCAGGUGCUAUUCUCCUGGCAGCUAUAGUCCUAGGGGGAACAGGAUGGGGAUUUAAGAACAUUCGGAGAGGAAGAUCUGGUGGAGGAUAAGAUGCCUGUCUGUCUUUCUGUCUCUGUGUCCUGUCUACUCCCGUCUUCCUCCUCGCACUGUGUCGUUUCCACAUCGGAGAAGAGGGGAACAAAAAAAGAAAAAAAGUCUUCCACUCCUGUCCCAAAAGCUCUCCAGACCUCUUCCGAUUCUCGUUCCCUGCGUACUCCCGUCUGCCCCGUUCGUCUGUCCUCCUGCCUGGCUCCGUCCUCCUCUGGGCCUGUGGAGCUCCUCUCACCAUACCAGCCAA
Messenger RNA from Chelmon rostratus (copperband butterflyfish), 2929 nucleotides. RefSeq names its product disintegrin and metalloproteinase domain-containing protein 11-like. Gene Ontology annotation, molecular function: metalloendopeptidase activity. NCBI's taxonomy places the organism in Eukaryota, Metazoa, Chordata, Actinopteri, Chaetodontiformes, Chaetodontidae. Gene Ontology annotation, biological process: proteolysis. The record is from RefSeq and is a predicted model, not a curated record.